This is a messenger RNA of Schizosaccharomyces osmophilus, 900 nucleotides long. It is a transcript of the gene fex2, whose product is annotated as plasma membrane fluoride export channel Fex2. The transcript has a single exon. Gene Ontology annotation, cellular component: membrane. NCBI's taxonomy places the organism in Eukaryota, Fungi, Ascomycota, Schizosaccharomycetes, Schizosaccharomycetales, Schizosaccharomycetaceae. Gene Ontology annotation, biological process: fluoride transmembrane transport. Bases 1 to 900 code for a protein of 299 amino acids. The record is from RefSeq and is a predicted model, not a curated record. Gene Ontology annotation, molecular function: fluoride transmembrane transporter activity.
AUGUUGGGCAGCCUAGCUCGACUUGGUUUAGCCUCAUUGAAUACAUACCCUAAUACCCCAUUUAAUGGUAUCGUUUGGGCUCAAGUCAUUGGAUGUAUAAUAAUGGGUUUUGCACAGACGGAAACCGUCUUUUUUCCUCGACCCAAACACAAUGCAGCACUGCUACUAGCAAUCACAACAGGAUUUUGUGGUUCUUUGACUACUUUUUCUUCAUGGAUGUUGGAGAUGUUUACGGCUAUGGCUAAUCUGGGACCUUUUAUACCUAGAGGACGAGGAGACUCGUUUUUGGCCGUUGUUUCCACGUUUACGUUAACAAUAUCAAUGGCAUUUUCUGGGUUAUUAUUUGGAAAACAAUUGGGAAGGUCAACAACGUAUUGGAAGAUUGGCGAGUUUUCAUUUGCUCGAGCAAUCCCAAUGAACACUCACUUAUUCGUAAGAGGGAUAAUCUUUCUCUUGGCGGUUGGUUUUUUUUUGGGGAGCUCUCUUUACACGGCUUACACAAAAGAUAUUACACAUCGAGGUAUUGGUUUUAGCUUAAUUUUUUCGCCGUUUGGUGCAGUCUUGCGGCUGUACCUUUCUCGCUGGUUUAACUCUCCAAAAUACUAUAUGCCAUAUGGAACACUGAUUGCAAAUUUAUUGGGUACUCUAAUCAUUGCUAUUAUGUAUAUGCUUCCUCUUAUCACACACUGCAGCCCGGUUUCCAGAAGUGUCAUCUACGGAAUUCAAAAUGGAUUUUGUGGUUGCUUAACCACUUUAUCUACAUUUUUGAAUGAACUUCAUACUAUGCCAACGAAAAGGGCAUAUAGUUACUGUAUUUUAAGUGUUGCCGUUGGAUUUUCAUUUUGUGUCAUUAUAGAUGGCGCUACUGCUUGGGGACAUGGCUACAAUAUGCAGUCUUGA